This is a messenger RNA of Paramacrobiotus metropolitanus, 1979 nucleotides long. RefSeq lists its product as uncharacterized. NCBI's taxonomy places the organism in Eukaryota, Metazoa, Tardigrada, Eutardigrada, Parachela, Macrobiotidae. The record is from RefSeq and is a predicted model, not a curated record. The coding region runs from base 641 to 1771 and encodes 376 amino acids. The transcript is spliced from 5 exons.
GCUUUUGAUUUUUCCCGCUUACACGGGCCGGUUUAUUCUGAUGUAACUCGCACAUACGGUGCGAUUUAUUUUCAUAAACUCCGCCCUUUCCGCGUGCUGCAGCUUGCUUGAUCUUGCGUGCAGGAUCGACCCGACGACCGGGCGCAGCUCGCAUCUUGAGAUAUUCAUCCGCAUUAAUCGGGCCGAGCGCGAAUUUAAGAUUGACUGACAGAUUUCACUGUAGAGCAAUGAAGUAGGUGACAAGUCUUCUCCAGGAAAAGUGCAUAAUCUGUCUUCAAAGCCACCAUAUUUGGUUUUGAUGCGCACUGCGCCUGCUGCCGUUGCAGAGUGUUUGUUCAACUAGAUUAGCAAUGCAUUUUUGAACCCCGGUCUAACUAAUUUUCCACUUUUCAUAUUGCAGGUGGUUCGAACGGAAGUAACAGUGCAAAAGUAUAGAGUUUUAGACUGCGGUACUAAUCUUUAAUCUGAGUGGAGCAUAUUGAUUUCCAGUUGUUCACAUCUCGGCCAUCUUUUUAUGAACUAUAUUUCUGGAAUUAUAUGAUCCCAGCCCCAGGAAUUACGGAGAAUUUAAAACGGCGGUAUUUACAGCCAUCAAGAAAGCAGCGGUGAAAUAAUGUGAAAAUCAACGCUGUGGAACGGAAUGUAUUGUCCUGAGUGGGGCGUGUAUUCCACGGAACAGCUGCUAUUUCUAGGCAGCCAAGAUGGAAUUCCAGGGACGCAAAUUUUAAAUGCACUCCUAAUGCGGGCGAAACAUCCGUUCUCCGCUCCGGAAACAAGCGGAUAUUCCACGGUUCAGCUGCCAUUUCUAAGCAGCCAAGACGAAAUUCGAGGGACGCAAAUUCUAAAUGCAAUUCUAAUGCGGGCAAAGCAUCCUUUCUCCACUCCGGAAACAAGCGCAUUACGAUGCAACAUCGCGCAUACUCACCCGACCGAGCUACCAGUGCAACCGACUGCGGCACCAGGAUGGGAAAAUCGCUUCGAUGAAACAACGGUUGUUGCAGCAACGGCUGCAAGUGUCAAUUGUUGGGGCGGUUCGGUAUCGAUGUAUGACCCUGCGUUAGCCGGCUAUCCGUCAAAAUCCUCAGACCACGAUAAUCAUGGAGCUAGAACAAUUACAAACCAAGGUGCUGCUUUGCGCAUUCCGCGUCCCAAAAAAAGAAAGAAUCCACGGGUUAAACGUGAGCACGAUCAGACCGCACAAGAGGAUCUACCACCGCAGAACGCCGGAAGCAAAUUACUUGAUAGUUCCAGCGAUUCUCUGGGUAUUAUGCAGUGCAAAAAUAAACGCUCUACCGCAGACGAUGCCAAAGUAGGCCUGGAAGCAAUUGAAAGCCGGCGUGAAGCCCGGAGCGUUUCCAGAAAUAUUAUGGCAACGAAUAAUCUCGAAGCCAGCUUUAAAAUGAACAUACCGUCUGAAGAACGUUUCUCCGACGGCAGAAAGCAGAAGGAACAGAUUAUGGGAACCAGAUGCGAGGGAUUUGCUGCCACAAUACCGUUGCUUCAAUCAGGACAUGCGAUCACGAACAGCUGUAGUGGCAGAUAUCAGUGCCAAGCGUGCCAUUUAUCCUGGGACGACGAGGAAGCAUUCCUGCUACAUUUGGCUGGCAAAGAGCAUGUACAACUGUAUGGCACCGGGAUAUUUUUGUAUUGUACCGGAUGUCAGUUCAGAACCCGAAAACCCGCGAAGAUGGGCAGACACAUAUUUAAAUACCAAUCGCAAAGUGCGCUGCAGAACGGGGACCUUCAUUCUGUUAAAUUGAACGUUUUGUGAUAAACAUAGUGCGACUGUUCCCGGUGUUGCAGAUGCUGUAGGCGGCUGUUGCCAUUUACGACGCUUUUUAUUUCCGUCAUAUGUAUCAAAAUACACGUUUGCUGUAAAUCUUGCUAGCCAUAGCUUUGUGAAGGUAAUGUACAGUAACAACAAAUAUGUGAAUACAAGUCAAAGUAUAAUCGCUGCCGCUAAUCCUCCCAGCUGAUUA